Coniophora puteana RWD-64-598 SS2 is the source of this 2748-nucleotide messenger RNA. RefSeq names its product transportin-PC. The coding region runs from base 1 to 2748 and encodes 915 amino acids. Gene Ontology annotation, molecular function: nuclear import signal receptor activity. The record is from RefSeq and is a predicted model, not a curated record. The transcript has 9 exons. Gene Ontology annotation, biological process: protein import into nucleus. Gene Ontology annotation, cellular component: cytoplasm; nucleus. Lineage: Eukaryota; Fungi; Basidiomycota; Agaricomycetes; Boletales; Coniophoraceae.
AUGGAAGGCUGGACACCUGAUCCCGCAGGACUCCAGGAAAUCCUCCAAACAAUACACGAUUCCACCAGCACCCAAAAUAAGGUCCAGGAGGCGAUCACUCAUAAACUAAAUGCAUUUACGCGUGUUCCCGACUACAUCGCCUAUCUUUCAUAUAUCCUCACCUCGAUGCCCCAGGAAGAUGAGAGAAUACGAACGAUAGCCGGCUACCUCCUCAAGAACAACUCCCGUCUCAUCCUGUCCGCAUCCCCUGCCGUCGUCAGCUUUUCAAAAUCGGCCGUCCUCCGCGCAUUUCUGGACACCCCAACGAUCCGUAAUGCCGCGGGACAGGACAUUGUCGCUUUUCUAGGCGUACUUGAGCCCAGAAAUUGGCCAGAGUGCUUACAGCAGCUCGUCAACAUGCUCGAUUCCCCCGAUGUUCAGCUCCAGGAGGCCGCAUUCAGUGUUUUUGAGCGCGCCUGCGAGGAUUAUCCACGAAAGCUGGACGUUGAGAUCAACGGCACACGCCCUUUGGACUACGUCAUCCCUAAAUUCCUCAUGCUCUCCGAGCACCAGAACGCUAAGAUGCGAUCACACGCCGUCGCCUGUCUCUCCUACUUCGUCCCCAUCGGGUGCCAGUCCCUCUUCACUCACAUCGACGCCUUCAUUGCUUGUCUGUUCAAGCGGGCUUCCGACGAGGACCCCGGCGUCCGGCGGCACGUGUGCCAGGCUCUCGUCCUACUCCUUGCCGCGCGGCCUGAGAAGCUCAUGCCGGAAAUGGCCAACGUGGCCGAGUACAUGUUGUAUUCGACGAAGGACAAGAACGAGAGCGUGGCGCUCGAAGCCUGCGAGUUCUGGCUCACGUUCGCCGAGGACCCGGACCUUGCCCAGUAUCUCCUUCCCCUCCUUCCCCGCGUCGCUCCUGUUCUCCUUGACUGCAUGAUCUAUGGAGAGGACGAUUUGCUGUGGUUGGAAGGCGACACGGAGGACACGAGCGUUCCCGACAAGGAGCAGGACAUCAAGCCUCGCCACUACGGUGGCAAGUCGCACGGCUUCGAGCGCGAUCCCGGCGAGAGCCAGGCUAACGGAGAGGAGGCGAAGCGCGGCGCAUAUGGCGAGGAGAAAAUCGACGACGACGAAGAAGAUGAAGAGGAUUACCUGGAUGACGACGAGUUCGCUGACGAGAUGUCGACGGAGUGGAACCUCCGCAAGUGUGCUGCUGCUGCUCUCGACGUGCUCGCGGUGAGGUUCGGGGCGAGUCUGAUGAACGUUUUGCUCGAGCCGCUCAAGGUGAAGCUGUGGAGCUCGGAGUGGUUGGAGAGGGAGAGCGGGAUUUUGGCUUUGGGCUGCAUCGAUGCUAUUGAGCCCCAUCUCAGCACUCUCAUUCCCUAUCUCAUCAACACGCUCAAUGACCCCAAGCCCCUCGUGCGCUCAAUCACAUGCUGGACGCUUGGACGCUACGCUAGUUGGUGCACACAACCCAUCUCUGAUGAUCACAAGAACCAGUUCUUCGUGCCGACCAUGGAAGGACUGCUUCGCAUGGUCCUAGACGACAACAAGCGCGUUCAAGAAGCUGGUUGUAGUGCCUUUGCGACUCUCGAGGAAGACGCUGGCCCCGAGCUCGUGCCGUACCUGGAGCCUGUCCUCCGUAACUUGGUCUUCGCCUUCGAAAAGUACCAGCACAAGAACAUGCUCAUUCUCUACGAUGCUGUUGGCACUCUCGCUGAUUCAGUUGGACGUGCACUGUCAAACCCCGCUUAUGUGGACAUCUUAAUGCCGCCUCUCACACAGCGGUGGUCGAAGUUACAAGAUGACGACGACGACCUUAUCCCACUCCUCGAAUGCCUGGCCUCAGUCACCAUCGCGAUGGGUGCUGCGUUCCUUCCCUACGCCGGUCCGGUCUUCCAGCGUUGCACAAACAUCGUCCACCAUGCUUUGCUCCAGUAUCAGGCCUACCAACAGAACUCUGACCUCGACGAGCCCGACAAGUCUUUCCUUGUCGUCUCGCUCGAUCUCCUCUCGGGCCUCGCCCAAGGUCUGGGCUCGAACCUUGACACACUCGUCAAUCAGACGCAGCCCAGUCUGCUCCAGCUUCUCACGGUGUGCUUGAAGCACCCUCAGGCGCCUGUAAGGCAGUCAGCGUACGCACUGGUCGGCGAUCUCGCGAUGGGAUGCUUCGGGCUCCUGCGCCCGCAUCUCCCGGCCAUCAUGAACGAACUGAUUCUCCAGCUUGAUCCUGAGCCAAAGGUCGAGUUCAUCAGCGCGUGCAACAAUGCUGCGUGGUCUGUGGGAGAAGUCGCUCUGCGUUAUGGCCGAGACGACCCCGAGUUCCAACAAUGGGUCAACCCCUUGAUCUCGCGCUUGAUCCCCAUCUUGUUGCACCCCAAGGCGCCGCGUAGUCUACACGAGAAUGCGGCCGUGUCCAUCGGCCGUAUCGGUCUGAUGCACCCCGACCUGGUGUCCCUUCAUCUCCCCGAGUUCGCGUCGGCGUGGUGCCAGGCUCUUUACGAGAUCAGGGAUAACGAGGAGAAGGACUCGGCCUUCCGCGGGCUCUGCACGCUCGUGCAGAAGAACCCUGCUGGUGUCGCCAAGAGUCUCCUCUGGUUCUGCAACGCGAUCAUCCGCUGGAACCACCCCUCGGCGGAGCUCAACGCGAUGUUCCAGCAGCUGCUUACCGGGUUCAAGAACCACGAUGCGGACGGAUGGACCGCCCAGGUCCAGACGUUCCCACCCAUCAUUCAGGAGCGCCUUGCUGCUCGUUACGGUGUUUAG